Messenger RNA from Periconia digitata, 2142 nucleotides. The record is from the annotation of a GenBank genome assembly. NCBI's taxonomy places the organism in Eukaryota, Fungi, Ascomycota, Dothideomycetes, Pleosporales, Periconiaceae.
UGUGACACAUCCAUCUUCUACGCAAAAAUGGUACGACGCUUGGUGACUAUCGCUACUACCAACCUGAACCAGUGGGCUCUUGACUGGGAAGGGAAUCUGGCACGUAUCAAACAGUCCAUCGUAGAAGCAAAAUCAAAGGGUGCUCGACUUCGUGUGGGACCAGAGCUCGAGGUUUGCGGAUAUGGGUGUCUCGACCACUAUCUGGAAUCCGAUGUCUACGAACAUUCCAUGGAGAUGCUGUACGAGAUCAUGAAAGAUAGGUCUUUCGACGAUAUUGUCAUCGACAUCGGAAUGCCCGUGCAACACCAAUCUUUGAGGUUCAACUGCCGUGUAAUAAUCUUGAAUGGAAAGAUCUUGCUCAUCCGCCCGAAGCUGUUCCUCGCCAAUGAUGGAAACUAUCGAGAAAUGCGAUACUUCACCCCUAGUAAGCCCAACCACUUGGAAACCUUCACAAUUCCUUCCAGAAGGAUCAUCGAACUUCAUGGUAGCUCGACCUGCCCCUUUGGAGAUGCUCUGCUCAGAUUCGACGAUACGACCCUCGGAGUCGAGACUUGCGAAGAGCUGUUUACCCCAAAUGCUCCCCACAUACUCAUGGGCUUGAACGGAGCUGAAAUCUUCUCGAAUGCCAGUGGUUCUCAUCACGCGCUCCGAAAGCUUGAUCAGCGUCUGUCUUUGAUCCGAGAAGCUACAGCGAAAAACGGUGGAGUUUACAUUUAUGCCAACCAGCAAGGUAUGGAUGGCGACCGGCUCUACUACGACGGGUGUUCCACUAUCAUUUGCAACUCAGAUAUAGUAGCACGCGGUUCGCAAUUCUCCUUAAAUGAUGUCGAGGUUGUGACGGCAACCAUUGACCUCAAGCGUGUUGUUGACCACCGCUUCGCUCCGUCACGGGGUAUGCAGGCAGUGGCUGCCCCAACGUACGAAAGUAUUUCUGUUCCCUUUGCUCUCUGCGGCUCGUCAAGUGCGGUAGUUACCAAGAUCCCUACGUCUUCUUUGGCUGCCCAGCUUCAUGCACCCGAGGAAGAGAUUGCCCUUGGACCCGCUGCCUGGCUUUGGGAUUACUUGCGUCGAUCUAAAGCAGCCGGUUUCCUCAUUCCCCUCUCGGGAGGUCUCGAUUCUUGUUCAACAGCGACGUUAGUUUUCAGCAUGUGUCGAAUGGUUUUCCAAGCACUAGAAGAGGGGAACGAGCAGGUACGCCUGGAUGUCAAGCGGAUCGCGGGCGCACAUCGCGAGGAAGGUUGGAUGCCAAAGUCCCCACAGGAUCUAUGCAAUACCAUCCUCCACACCGUCUACAUGGCAAUGUCGAAACAAUCCUCCGAGGAAACAUCUUCCCGGGCCGCCCGACUGAGUGAAGCCAUCGGAUCCUACCACCUUCGCCUCGAGAUCGACGACGUAUUCCACGCUGAGCGCGACCUCCUCAAAUCCACCAACAACUUCACCCCCACCUUCGAAGGCAGCACCGCCGAGAACAUCGCCCUCCAGAAUAUCCAAGCCCGCACCCGCAUGGUGACAGCAUACUAUUACGCGCAGAUGCUCCCAACAGUACGCCAGCGCAAAGGCGGCGGCUCCCUCCUCGUCCUCGGAUCCGCAAACUGCGACGAAGCACUUCGCGGCUACUACACCAAAUACGACGCCAGCGCCGCCGACAUCAACCCCAUCGGCUCCAUCUCCAAAGUCGACCUCAAGAAAUUCCUCGCCUGGGCCGAAUCCGAAUUCUCCCUCCCCAUCCUCCAUGAAUUCCUCGACGCCACCCCGACUGCCGAACUCCAGCCCAUCACAGAAGACUACACGCAAUCCGACGAAGCCGACAUGGGCAUGACGUACGCCGAACUCUCCGUCUUCGGCAAGCUCCGCAAGGAAGAGCGACUCGGCGCCUUUGGCAUGUUUGAGCGCUUGCUCGAGGAGUGGGGGGAUCAGCAUUCCCCCCGCGAGAUCGCGGUCAAAGUGAAGCGGUUCAUACAUUUUUACUCAAUCAAUAGGCAUAAGAUGACGAUUCUUACGCCCAGUUAUCAUGCCGAGUCGUAUUCGCCUGAUGAUAAUCGGUUUGAUUUGAGGCCGUUCUGUUAUCCGGGCCAGUAUGAUGGGUGGGCUUUUAAGAAGAUUGACGAGGAGGUGGAGAGGAUUGAGAGUUUGUGGAAAUGA